GUCAUGAUCCGCAAAAUGGCUGCGGAUAGUAAUAUUUGUCGGUCGAUCAAGUCAGUCUUGGAGAAAAUAAGCAUUGCAAGUAGUAAAAGACAAGAGGUAAAUGAAGAAAAGGGACACCAUGGUUCAUCAGAAGGUUUCACCGCGUUUAGUAGCAGUUAGCAAAACCAAACCAGUGGAUGCCAUCGUUACAGCAUAUGAGUGUGGACAGCUUCACUUUGGGGAAAACUAUGUACAGGAGUUGCAAGAAAAAGGUCACAAUUCAAAGAUUCUUGAACAAUGCAGAGAUAUACGAUGGCAUUUCAUCGGUCAUCUUCAGAAAAAUAAAGUCAACAAGGUUUUAGGUGUGCCCAACCUGUACAUGUUGGAGACGGUGGACUCGAUGAAGCUGGCCCAGGCUGUUAACAACUCGUGGGAGAGGCUGACGAAGUCAAGUCAACUGAAGGUCAUGGCUCAAGUGAACACCAGUGGUGAACAGAAUAAGCAUGGUUGUUCCCCUGAGUCUGUGUGUGAGUUAGUCCAGUUUAUACGAGAGAAGUGUUCCUCUCUAGACCUGGUGGGGCUCAUGACUAUUGGCGCCUACGACUACGAUCUCAGUAAAGGGCCCAACCCAGACUUCCAGUGCCUGGUUCGGUGUAGGGAGGAGGUGUGUGAGAAGCUGGGACUACAGCAGGAAGACCUGGAGCUCAGUAUGGGGAUGUCGGGAGACUAUGAACAUGCUAUAGAGAAUGGUAGCACCAAUGUGCGUGUAGGGAGUACUAUAUUUGGAGCGAGGUCCUACCCCAACAAGGGAGAGAAGACUGACGGAGCCGCCGUGUCUGAUGUUGCCAACGGUUUCCCCGAUUCAUAGCACCAACUGGAGUGUGGAAGAGACUGAUGUCAGUGUAUUAUAUCAAUUCAGGGACUGGGACUUGCAUGGACCUACUAACCAGAAAAGUCUUUGCGAAAGCACAAUGCAAUUUUUGAAAUUAGGGCCCCUUGUCAUUUUCUAUAUGUUGAAAGUGAAAGGCUUGGAUUCAAAUCUGAUAGAAGGCCUCAAGGGCUGCAGGAACUAUUAGUUUCAAACACUGUACAUAUUUAUAAGUUGUGAGAUCAGGUUUCCAUGUUAAGUAACUUCUAAUAUCUGUGAAUCUUGCAAUUUCAUUGGUUAAUCUGUAUCACAUGAUCAAAGAAUACAUAUCAGUGUAGACUACUCAGAUCACAUGAUUGACACUGCCCUCAAAUACGAGUUGGAUCAUGCUGUGAUCAGUAUGGAUCUGUCACAUACUGGAUAUUGACUCUUUUCUGCUGGAAAACCUGAUGAAUUGUUUUCAGAAAUGUGUCGUGUCUUGCAGGUAUCUGUAAUGAAACAGAGGACAGUUUGAAGGCUUUGUAAACAUUAAAGUGAAUUUCAGCAUGACAAAACAAAUAGUUACUCCUGAUGAGGUAAAAAUGAGAAAAUAAGAACCAGUGACGUUAUGCAUUGAGAUAACAAGUCGCUAAAUAGGGCACUGAUACCCGGUUCCUGCAGAGAUAUCAGCAAUUGACAUGGAAAUCACUCACUCACCGAUUUUUAUAGACUAAACUUACGAAAGGUACUACAAUUUACUUCACUGAGAAAGUUAAAUCCAAAAUUUAACAUGUUACAUUUGACCACUUUCUAAAUGCCACCGUGUAUUACAGACACAAGCAGUUUGUACAUGAAGGGCUCCAUUUAGAGAAUGAGAGAAUAUUGAUGUUCAGAACUUUGGGGAUAAUGAGUCUACAUAACAUCAAGAGGUUACUCACCAAUACUAGGCAUGGGUUCAAAUGCAAAUCUGAUGUUUGAACAUAGAUGCUUGAGCUAAUUUCUUGAAACAAUACACUGUAUUUAUCAAUGAACUGUAUGGUACAUUCCCUCCAAAAUAGUGUUUGCAGGUCUACAAAUUGAUCAUCUCAGGGUAAUAUGAGGCUGUCUGCUGUUGGGAGUCCAGUGAGCAACUCAAACCUGUAUUGAGAAUCUCAAAACAAUAUAUUUUAAAUCAGAUGAUGAAACUGUGAUGUACUAGUAUAUAGUAAAAGUCACAUAUACCAUGCAAAGGGUCUGUGAUGUAGCCAAGUGGUUAAAGCAUUCGCUCAUAAGACCUGGGUUCAAUUCCCUGCAUGGGUACAAUGUGUGAAGUCCAUAUCUGCUGUCCCCUGCCGUGAUAUUGCUGGAAUAUUCCUAAAAGCAGAGUAAAGCCAUACUCACUCAUUAUAACAUGUAAAUACAACACUCUCACCAAAGAGUAAAUCAUUUGAUAUAUUUAACAUAUUACAUAUUGUUUAUGGCCAAAGAGAUUGAAAGCAGUGCUGCACUGUAAACCUGUUGUGUGAUGUCACAGAACUGUAUGGUGGAAGGAGGUGAACUGAAAGUUAGGAAGGUGCUUGCUGUUAUCCAUUUCUGGCAAACAAGGAUAAGUUGGACCGGCAGAGAACACAUUUACGAGAAGUAGGUGGUGCACGGCAAUGAGCAAACCCAUUUGGUUUGUGAAAG
This is a messenger RNA of Haliotis rubra (blacklip abalone), 2491 nucleotides long. Its product is annotated as pyridoxal phosphate homeostasis protein-like. The record is from RefSeq and is a predicted model, not a curated record. Lineage: Eukaryota; Metazoa; Mollusca; Gastropoda; Lepetellida; Haliotidae. The transcript is spliced from 8 exons. Gene Ontology annotation, cellular component: intracellular anatomical structure. Gene Ontology annotation, molecular function: pyridoxal phosphate binding. The coding region runs from base 101 to 847 and encodes 248 amino acids.